AUUAAUCCAUUGCCAAGGGACGCGGGCAUAUAUGAUAUGAUAACCUUCAUACCGGAUUAUACAGGUAUAUAGCCUAUGGUAUUUAUAUAAAGAAUCCUCUCCCUGAAAAUAUUUCCCCAAUUAAGAUAUAUAAUUGUAUAAAAAUUUAGAUAAAACGAGAAAUUUUAACCAACAGAAAGAAUGUUUCCAGUAUAGGUAUAUGAACUCCGAAAAUGAAAUAAUGCAAUUAUAAGUUCAUCUUAAUAGUGCAAUAGUGUAUAAAAAUGUAUGGCAAAAUUUAUCUAAUCUGCAUGAGAUUGACUGAUUUUCAAAAUUUGCCUGGGGAGCAGGCCCCCACAUCCCCCUAAUAGUGUCCUUUUUUGCAUAUAGGCCUAUACGUUUACCUUAGGAGCAGAACCCGUGAUGCAUGUUAUCUAUAAAUUAGUUUUAUGUUAUAUUCCUAAAAGUAUUGUGAAGAUUCUCAGUGCACUGAAAUUAAGUUUUUCUGUUAAGAUAUAAGAUGACAUUCAAUUUGACAACUUGAUAGUGUUACACAGUUACAGCAUCCGAGUGCCAAUUUACUUGAUUAUUCCCACAAAAUGUUUUAAUGUUCUAGAUCUUGCGGUCCCAGAAAGUAUGAUAUUUUCAGUUCCACUCCUGACGAUUAGAGUAAACGUGAAGAUAUAAUAUUAUAAAAUAACAUGUAUAUAACGCGUAUUCUGAUUGGUCGAAAGCCGUGUUUGGAUCAGGCCAUCCAAACACGGAAGACUACCGUGUUGUUGUUAUUUUAUAAAACAAUUACUUUAUGGUUUCCGUGUUUGGAUGGACUGAUCCAAACACUUGGGAAUGUUGCUCGAGUUAAGAAAAGCGGGCAAAAUCACUCGCCUUCGGCUCGUGAUUUCGCUCGCUUUUCUUAACUCUCGCAACAUUCCCGCGUGUUUGGAUCAGGCCAUCCAAACACGGAAACCAUAAAGUAAUUGUAUAUUUUAUAAUCGAGUUUAAUUUGUUAAUAAAAAUUACCAAAUUGAACCAGAUAAUUUUUUUCGAAAAGGGGUGCAUCAUGCUACACCAACCCAAAAAAUCACACAGAAAGCAACGUACGUGCAAAGUACUACAAAUACCGGGAAUGAUACCAGAAAAGGAACAUAUGGCGACGACAAGAGUAGCCUGCAUCAGGACGAAUACAGUUCGAAAUUAAUCAUCGGAUCCGUAAUAGGCGUUUCUAUGGCAAUUGGUCUCAUCAUCAUCUUGGUGAAAAGUUUGUAUGAAAAGAUUAAAAGUCCUCCACACCAUAAAG
Molecule: messenger RNA, 1276 nt
Organism: Paramuricea clavata
Lineage: Eukaryota; Metazoa; Cnidaria; Anthozoa; Malacalcyonacea; Plexauridae
Source: the annotation of a GenBank genome assembly